AUGCAAGAACACGAAGGAACGAAUCAAAUGAAAGAAUGCCUCACUGGAACGAAUCACAGGCGCCAAGGCCCGAAUCGCCGCCACGGCCUCAGCCAAAUCGGGCUGCUUUUUCCAGUUAUUGAACUCUUUGAUGACGCUGAAGGGCUUGCCAGAAGCAGAACUGGGUUUGGCUUCAACCUCGCCAACAAUUGGACCUUGUUCGUUGUGGUUUUGGCCGACGGCGGCUUGAGCCUGGGCCAGCCAGUCGCUCGUGACGAUGUCGUGGUGCGCCGCCCGGGUUUGGUAGUAGGCCGAGAUCUUAGGGUUAGGGCUUUGCGAGGGGUCGGCCAUGAAUGA
Molecule: messenger RNA, 336 nt
Organism: Prunus armeniaca (apricot)
Lineage: Eukaryota; Viridiplantae; Streptophyta; Magnoliopsida; Rosales; Rosaceae
Source: the annotation of a GenBank genome assembly